This is a messenger RNA of Pseudophryne corroboree (corroboree frog), 3397 nucleotides long. RefSeq names its product tRNA methyltransferase 11 homolog (gene TRMT11). The coding region runs from base 556 to 1764 and encodes 402 amino acids. Gene Ontology annotation, biological process: methylation. Gene Ontology annotation, molecular function: nucleic acid binding; methyltransferase activity. NCBI's taxonomy places the organism in Eukaryota, Metazoa, Chordata, Amphibia, Anura, Myobatrachidae. The transcript is spliced from 14 exons. Gene Ontology annotation, cellular component: cytoplasm. The record is from RefSeq and is a predicted model, not a curated record.
GGGGGGACUGUGGUCAGAGCCUGCCCUGGCUGGCAGCUCCUAUCCCCGCACCUGGGCCAGGGUGUCAGCAGCGUGCCGGGCAGGAGGAGGGGCCGCCCGCCAGGUGUUAGUAAGCAAUGGGAGCACAUUGUGGAAGACGCGUGUAAUUAGGGAGCUGUAUACUAGCAGUCAGUAGAACAUGCUGCUGUAGCUGCCAUUCAUCGUCCAACACGCUUAACUUAAAUAUUCCGAUUUCUUGUUACACUCGGCGCCAUUAUUUCUGUGUAAGGCACCAGGGAACUCUGCAGCACCGCGGCUCUACAUAAUAAAAUCUGUGAUAUCCAGAGUGUAUCGUACCCCAGUAUCGCUUCAUAGAGCACAACUCGUUCGGAUACUUGCUGCCUAAAGUGUGGUGUGGAGGAGGCUGACUACUGGCACCUAUUAUGUUCCUGCUCAAAGGAAAUUCAGUCUUUGAUCUCCCUCUAUUGUGGCAGUUGCACUAACAUUCAAGAUAACCAUGUAAAGUCCCCCUUCUGUGUGCUUAGCAUCCCAUGCGAGCAAGUGGCAAGAAAAAUAAUGAAGCGUACCGUGUGUGCAAAAUCCCUGUUUGAGUUGUGGGGUCAUGGAAGAAGUCUGACAGACCUGCAGCAAUCCAUUCAGGACUACCCGUUGGAUAAGAUGGACCCUUAUCUUCAGCCUAACUCCACAUACAAAAUAAAUAUUCAUAGCUUCAAUAAAGCCUUGACACAGACAGAAAAGCUUGUAAAGAUUGAUGCAAUGGAGUUCCUGCCAUUUAAAGGGAGAGUGAGUUUACAGAAUGCUGAGCAUAUAUUCUAUGUACUAGAGGAUUAUGGUCCAGAUCCAAAUAGUGCACCUAAAGAACCUCUACAGAUCUACUUUGGCCGGUGGAUUGCUGAUGGACAGAGGGAGCUGAUUGAUUCCUAUAGCGUAAAAAAGAGACACUUUAUUGGGAACACUAGCAUGGAUGCUGGACUGUCCUUCAUCAUGGCAAACCAUGCAAGAGUUAAACCCAAUGAUGUGGUGUUUGAUCCUUUUGUUGGCACUGGUGGCCUUUUGGUACCUUGUGCACACUUUGGGGCUUAUGUGUGCGGCACUGAGAUUGAUUACAACACAGUCCAUGGUCGGGGUAAAGCAACCAGGAUGAACCAGAAGUGGAGAGGGCCUGAUGAGAAUAUUCGGGCCAAUCUGCGUCAGUACGGAUUGGAGAAACACUACCUCGAUGUCCUGGUGUCUGAUGCCUCAAAACCAAUCUGGAGAAAAGCACCACUAUUUGAUGCAAUUAUAACAGACCCCCCUUAUGGCAUCCGAGAGUCAACUAGAAAGACCGGCACACAGAAAGAAAUCAUGAAGACGGACCAGUUUCCAGAGAGUCACGUUCCUGUCCAGCUAACAUAUCAUUUAAGUGAUAUCUUCUUAGAUCUUUUGAAUUUUGCAGCAGUGUUCCUGGUUGUAGGAGGGAGGCUUGUCUACUGGUUACCUGUGUACAGGCCAGAAUACUCAGAGGAGGUUGUACCUCGGCACCCAUGCCUGAAACUUAUUAGCAACUGUGAACAGAUGCUUUCCAGCCACACGUCUCGCCGCCUGAUAACAAUGGAAAAGGUGAAGGAGUUUGAGGACAAGGACCGAUAUGCUCAUCUUGAGGAAGGACAGUAUUCACCAUACCAAGGUCACAACUGUUUUCGUGAGAAGUAUUUUAGUGGCCUAACAAAGAGAAUCGCCAGAGAAGAGAGAGCCAGAGCCGGGGAGGAUAACUCUAAAGACUAGGCAGCCCGGAGAGGUGCAGUGUGAUGUCUGGUACCACCAAGCCAUGCGUAAUAAAUGCAAUGCAUCUCCCUGAUGAACUAUAAAGAACUUUGCACGCCAUCAACACGUGCAAUGUAAUAAGGAACGCAAUCCUAUGUCAGAAAUGUAAUAAGCAGCUCUCUUGAUGCUUUCCAAAUAUCUUUAUGGUCAUGUUGCAAUCAGGUGAGUAUUGCUUAACAGGUCUCAAACUCUUAAAAGAGACAGUCAAGUUAUAAAUGUAUUUCCAUGCCGUGUUAAAUAAUUGACAGGUGUGUCAGGCCCACACACAGAAACACAUGCUCAGUUCUCAUUGUACAGAUGAUUAGCUGACAUGCAAAGGGACCAUUUUUAGUAAAGUUACUUUGACCAUUAUUAGGAGGAGGAACUGGGCUCUCUGUAAUUACGCGCAGUCAUGCUGGCUGCAGAAGAAGUGAAAGAAAAUGACUGAUAUGGCUUUAAACAAGAUUUCUCAUUGGUGUUUUUGAAAGGACUUCUAACCGGCGUUCGACCCUGUGGGCGCACCUUCCAAUCACAGACUUUAUGAAAGAGUUAAACUAACAGCAAGAACAGUUUCAUAUUCGUUUGGAGGGCUACAAGGGUUCUGGUUUACAUUCUCCUUUUUUAUUGUAUAUAAACCGGUGCUCUGUAUUUAUGGACUUUUUAAUGGGAAUUAGCACUGCUAAGUGGCCACAGAACUGCGGCUCACUGGCUGCUGCAUCUGUCUUUCACAGAAGGAAGUUGUACUGUUUGCUUUUCAGUCUCCAACCUCGGGAAUUUGUUCUUAACAUGUAAGGGUGAUGAAGUGUCCCUCAUUAGGAAGAUUGCUUUCAUUUGUUAUUGUUUGUAAUUGAUACACAUUAAACACACACACAGUCUUGCUUUGUCUUCUUACAGCAGUGUAUCAUGCAAAAGCCCUUUGUGGUUUGUUAUUGGUCUAACCCUGGCCAGUUAUGCUAAGCCCAAAGGACCUGACUGGUUUGGAAGGCUCUGGCGUUCUGUUGAGCCUGUCCACAUCUGAAGCUCAUCUGUUGCUUUUCAUUUGUUUUACAUUCCUAAAAUCCUCUCUCUCUCUCUUAAGACAAGAAGUGGGCUGUUUUUUUUCCUCUCUUUCUUUUAUUACUCGCCACUAAAAAGAUUUGUCUGUGUGGAGCCAUAACAAAUAGGUGUGUGACUAUAUUUGCGUCUGCACUGAAGUGCUUUCUUUGAAACUGAAGCUUUGUUUAGACUUUUGCGUUUAUUUUUAUGCAGGAGUAGCGCUUUGCUGUGUUCUGCUUUUCACACUUGGGUGGCUAACCGUAAAGAUGAAUCACUAAUAGGUGGUUGAGUGGUCAGCAAGAUAUAGUUUCCUUGUAUGCUAACCUAGCACACUGUUAGUAAAGAGGGCCUGCAGUGUGUGACUACAGUGAACUAAUGACUCCACUAUCAGUUAAACUAUAUAGUUAUAACUAUAUCAGUCAUAUAUAGCAUGCAUGCUGAAAAAUAGAAGACAAGAAGCAAUACAUCAAAUCAGCCUUUCUGGGUCAGAAUGGAUGGACUGUACAAUUGACGAGUAUCCUGCGCCUAUAACAAUGUAUGUUCUUAAGUACAAAAAUAAAAUAAAAAUAAGCAAACAUAA